AUGAACGACUUUCCACCACCAGGUACUUCUGUCAAGACAAGGGGUUUCAGAGAAGUAUGUGAGGUCGAUGGCCGUACAUACUUCAGGAAGAAAGGUGCACAGGAGUGGACCGAGGACAAAUCCAAUCCGGAGGAGUUGAAGCCACCAGUCGAAACCCCCCAUCUCUAUCUCUAUCUCGUCCAAGAAGAACAAGCCCCCGGAGAACCCAACCAUUGGGCACUAUUCCUUGCUGACGAAAACGAGCCUGACUACGGUUAUGUUUACCAAGUCACCGGGGAUGCAGAGAAUAUGAAAUACGAGCCAUCAGCUGAAAAGGUUAAUGUCGUUGAUGCGGGUCUCACUUCAAACGUCUAUACCUUGGCUGUUGUGUCAGAAGAUCAGGCUAGGGCGGCGAGGGUGGUGAAAGAGGCUGCGGAGUCUGAGCUUCCUCCGCAAGCGGAGAAUCGGAAGGCUGUUACGGAGAACUGUCAGGGGUGGACUGUGCGUGUUAUUGAGAAGUUGGUUAAGGAGAAUAUUGUUAUGCCUCACAAGCUUGAACUGGCACGGUCUUUGAUGCAGGCUAUUUGA
This is a messenger RNA of Penicillium griseofulvum, 567 nucleotides long. RefSeq lists its product as uncharacterized. The coding region runs from base 1 to 567 and encodes 188 amino acids. The record is from RefSeq and is a predicted model, not a curated record. Lineage: Eukaryota; Fungi; Ascomycota; Eurotiomycetes; Eurotiales; Aspergillaceae. The transcript has a single exon.